Molecule: messenger RNA, 1912 nt
Organism: Paramisgurnus dabryanus
Lineage: Eukaryota; Metazoa; Chordata; Actinopteri; Cypriniformes; Cobitidae
Gene: orc5
Product: origin recognition complex, subunit 5
Biological process (GO): DNA replication; DNA replication initiation
Cellular component (GO): nuclear origin of replication recognition complex; nucleus
Molecular function (GO): DNA replication origin binding
Source: RefSeq, a predicted model, not a curated record
CUUCAGAGAACUACAAAUCCCAGAACCCCGUAUGUAUGUGACGUAAACGCGCGAUGCGCUACGUUGCUGCGCAGCGCGGGAAAGUGAUGUGAAGGCGAAAUGCAGUGCCCUGGUUAUCCUGAGGACACUGUGCGCGCUCUGGCUGAAAGACUGCCAUGCAGAGAGGCACAGGUGACCAUGCUGCUGUCCCUCAUGGGAGAGCCAGAUCAGUACAGUUAUCCAUCGAUCUUCAUUUACGGCCAUAGGUCAACAGGGAAGAGCCAUGUGGUGCUUUCCAUCAUGAAGGACCUGGAGCUGCCUCACGCUUUUGUGGACUGUGUGGAGUUUGUGUCUCCCGGGCUCCUGUUUCACCGGGUGUUGUCAGCAUUUUUCGGUUCGGAUGCUGCAGCGUUGUUGCCUCGCUCCCCAUCUUUGUCAGACUUUGUCAGACUUUACAAACAGAUGAGCUCCAAGACACCUGCCACUCAGACACGCUAUAUAAUCAUGGAUAGAGCUGAACGCAUGAGGGAUAUGGAUUUCAGCCUGCUUCCUGCUCUCCUGCGCUUACAGGAAUUGGUCAGUGAUAACUUGACUGUUAUCCUGCUCAGCCCAAUCGUCUGGGAGAAGUUUCGUCCCACCACUGGAUGCUUUGAACCUCUGCUUUAUAAUUUUCCAGAUUAUAAUAAAGCGGAGCUUGCACAGAUCUUGUCUCGGGAUCAUCACCCUUCUUACACACCCGAGCUCUACGCCUCCUACAUCAACAUCCUGUUGGGGGUCUUCUUCUCUGUGUGCAGGGAUCUACGGGAGCUCAAGCACCUGGCUGCCCUGAAUUUCCCAAAGUUUUGUGAGCCUCUGGAAAAAGGAGAAGCCAAAGAGAGCGAUAUUCACAAGUUAUGGAGAAAAAUUGAGCCCCAUCUGCAAAGAGCCAUGCAGACAGUUUACCUCCGAGAGGUGUCCAGCAUGCAAUGGAAGGAGCAGCAGAUGGACGAGAAGGAGACCACAACCCCCAGAGGUUUAUCAGCCCAUGGUCACAUAGAGCUGCCAUAUUACUCCAAGUUUCUUCUGAUUGCUGCAUACCUGGCAUCUUUUAACCCUGCACGCACAGACCGCCGCUUCUUUUUGAAGAGUCACGGGAAAAUAAAAAAGACAAAUUUCUUGAAGAAACAUGAGAAGACUAGUAACCAUCUGUUGGGACCGAAGCCUUUUCCACUUGACAGACUGAUGGCCAUAUUUUACAGCGUGGUUGAUAGUAGAGUUGCACCGACUGCCUGUAUUUUUUCCCAGAUCGCGUCUCUAGUUACUCUGCAGCUACUCACUCAGGUUGGACAUGAUGACCAGCUGGACGCACCCAAAUACAAAUGUGCCGUUUCGAUGGACUUUAUUCUUGCUAUCUCCAGAACUGUAAACUUUGAUGUAGUGAAGUAUCUUUACGACUUCCUGUGAGCCUGUUGCUGUGGGGGUAAAGCUGACAUCUUAUUGGACAAAGCGCUUGGGAUUACUUAAGGCUACAGGAAGCUGAGCUGUACGCUUCCUGCAUUUUUAAGGCCAGUCAAAUGGCACCAAAGUUACAUUUCUCAUGUGUUGAUGUUCGGCAAUGUUUUGCCGUCACUACCGGAUGAUGGCCUGAUGAAAGGCAUGACAUUGCUUCCAAACCUUAUGGUAACGUCACAGUUCAUAGCAUCACAUACUUCAAGCACUUAAUUUUAAUGUGAAAUCCACAUCGAAAUACGUUUUGUGUUAUUUAGAUCUUGUUUAACACCAUGGUCUUUGUUAAGUGACCUCUUAAUCUUAGCAAAGCAACCCUGGAUAACAUUUACCCUCUUGGUGGCAGAGAAAUGGCAAACAAAACUCAAAACCGGUAUUAAAUAAACCAGAGGAAAUGAAUUGUUUGUUUACUGGAGUGCAAAUGAUUAAAAUUGAGGUUUUGUUAUUA